This is a messenger RNA of Cuscuta epithymum, 2407 nucleotides long. NCBI's taxonomy places the organism in Eukaryota, Viridiplantae, Streptophyta, Magnoliopsida, Solanales, Convolvulaceae. The record is from the annotation of a GenBank genome assembly.
AAGAGGGGGUAGAUUAUGCAGAAAUCUUUGCUCCUGUUGUUAAAUUCACCACUAUCCGUAUGAUGCUUGCUUUAGUUGCUCACCAUGACUGGGAAAUGAAACAGAUGGAUGUAACUACUGCAUUUUUGCAUGGUGAAUUGGAUAAAACAAUUUAUAUGACCCAGCCUGAGGGCUUUGUGGAUCCCAAGAGAAGUGAACAUGUCUGUUUGCUUAGGAAGGCAUUGUAUGGCCUGAAGCAAUCCCCUAGGCAGUGGAACAUCAAAUUUGAUAAAUGCAUGAUAUCUUUGAAGUUCCAAAAAUCUGUUUGUGAUCAUUGCCUGUAUUUCAAAAAUACUUCUUCUGUGCCUGUAUUUUUGUUACUCUAUGUGGAUGACAUGCUGAUAAUUAGUCCUUCUCUGAAUGCGAUUAAAGAUGUGCAGAAAUGUCUUUGUGCGAAUUUUGCCAUGAAAGACCUAGGUGAUGCCAAGAGGAUCCUAGGCAUAAACAUUGUUAGGGAUAGGAGCAAGCGUACUCUUACUUUGAAUCAGAUUUCUUACAUAGAAAAAGUUUUGAGUAAAUUCAAUAUGUUAUCUGCUUCUCCUGUUAAUGUCCCUAUGGCAUCUCACUUUGUGUUAAGUAAGGACCAGUCUCCCAAGACUGCUCCUGAAAUUGAGAAAAUGAAAUCUGUGCCUUAUUCCAGCGCAAUAGGGUCGGUGAUGUAUCUUAUGGUUAGCACUAGACCUGAUAUUGCAUAUGCGGUUAGUUGCUUGAGUAGAUAUAUGUCCAACCCUGGUUUGCCUCAUUGGAAUGCUCUUAAGUGGUUGCUUAGAUAUCUGAUUUCUACUGUGAAGCAUGGAUUAAUUUUCUCUAAGUGUGCUAGUGGUAUUGAAUUGAUUGGUUAUGUUGAUUCUAACUAUGCAAAUGAUAGAGAUAACAGGAAGUCGACCACUUCUUAUGUUUUUACUUUGUGUGGCUCUUGCAUUAGUUGGAAGUCUCAACUACAGCCUAUUGUGGCCCUUUCUACCACUGAGUCCGAGUAUGUUGCAGCCACAGAAGCGUUUAAGGAAGCCAUCUGGCUCAAACGCCUUGUCUCCGAAAUUGGGUUUCUCAAAAAGGGAGUUACCAUUUUCUCGGAUAGCCAAUCGGCUAUCCAACUUUGCAAAAAUCCUGUAUUUCAUGAUAGAACUAAGCAUAUUGAUGUUAGGUUCCAUUUCAUACGUGAUAUUGUUGAUGCAGGUGGAGUCAAGCUGUGCAAGAUCCCGUCGGAGUUUAACCCCGCGGAUAUGGGUACCAAGUGUCUUUCUGCUGAGAAGCACUUGUCCUGUAAACGCGUGUUAAACUUUGACUGUGGAUAACUGUGGGUUGCCUAAUAAAGUGUUUGCCCGUUGUGUCUGUUGAUAUUCCGGGUGACCCGGCGAUGAUGAGUCUUGUCACAACCUUGUAUUGUUACUCUACACCACCUAGGACCAAUAAGGUGGAGAAUGUUGGAGGUAUUGGUCCUACCAAGGCCUCCCUUCCACUUUAUUUGUUGAGGCUUGCACCCUAUUGUUUUACUCCCACUUUGGUACCUUUACCUUGGUAUUUUAUCUGAUCAAUAACAUACCUAUUUGAGGGUUGACUUACCCACUUGGCUGGCCCCUCUGUGUUCUGUCCGCUGCAUACUCCAUUUGUCUUGGUCUUGCUUGUGACUUUCCUUUGUCUAAGAUGCAUGUGAGUGUCUUUUGUAUUGACCUCACCCGUGACUUCCUUGGCAGCCUAUUAAUAGUCUUUGCUUCUUCCUUGUGAGCCUCAGCCUGCGAGAAACACUUCUAUUGAGAGCAGUGCUCUCCUUCUCUUUCCCUUUGUGUGAGAACUGAGAGGGACUUAGUGGUUGAGCUAAAAACCUUAGUGUGUGCUAUAGCCUCCUCCUAAGUGUGGUGUGUGAGAGUGUGUGUUGAAAGACCUGAGCCGGAGACGGAAGAAACGAUCCUUACAUAUUUGUUUUGGUGUAAAGGAAAAUCACACGAAAUGAAGCAUAAUAGUUCAUAUCCUUGGAUGUCAAGGGCAAGUUAUAUAUUAGCUUCAGUCCAUCGAUAAUCCAUUGAAUAUCUUAUCCAUCAGCCAUGAAGGAAACAUAUUAGGUGAGACUUGACCUAAACAUGAUGAAAGUGAAUCAUCAAAACAGCUGCUAUAAUCUUUUCUUGCGACAGCACGAGGCCGAAACUCAAUGCCUUGAACGAUAAUAAAUUCAUAAUCCCAAUCAACAGCAACAGACACUCGCAGAUCCUCAUCGUUGCCAUUUGCUCCAUUAUUGAAGAAGGAUUUGAUUUCUAUCUCCUCCCACCCAUCUUUUCCAACCCUCUUGUUAUCUCCAAUUAUAGGGAAAUCCUCAAGGGCAUCAAUGGAUGAAUCACUAUGUUGGUUAGUCAUGGACCAGUUGCCGACUCAU